Molecule: messenger RNA, 1209 nt
Organism: Klebsormidium nitens
Lineage: Eukaryota; Viridiplantae; Streptophyta; Klebsormidiophyceae; Klebsormidiales; Klebsormidiaceae
Source: the annotation of a GenBank genome assembly
AUGCAUUCGUCAGCCGUGCAGCCUUCUCCGGUAAUGACCGGGGGGGCGGGCCCCGCCAGCUACGAUGAGAACAGCUCCUUCCAGGGGAAUGCUUUCGCGCUGCUCGGGGGACCGAUUCUAAAGCGCGCUCUGGGUCAUUGGCUGCAGCUCAGGAGAUGGUCGCCGCAAACCAAGGAGCGCGCAGUCUGCAUCGCAGACCUUAGGUCGGCGACGGGGGAAAAUGCCGUGGCUCAAAUGGAGCUGGUGCUGCACUGCCAGGAAACGACGGGUUUGGAGGAGGAAAAGGAACUGCAAAGUGUGCUGCAAAGCAGCCCACGGAAGCGCACAGACGCCUUCGAUUCGGACGGUGCUUUCGAUCCACGGACCGUGAUGGCCUUCUUUUCGGACCUCCCGGACAACGACUGGGGCACUCUCUUGCGGCGCAUUUACAUUGACAGCAGGGGAUCAGGAGCCGCGGGGAUCCCCCGGCUGCCCUGCCACGUGGCAGCCGUCCCGGGGUCGUUCUACGAGCGGCUGUUUCCGGACGCCUUUCUGGACCUCGCCAUGUGCAACGCGGCCCUGCACUGGCUCUCAAGGCUUCCGCCCGAGGCUGAGGAACCGGGGUGGAACCCCGGGCGGGUCUGGUGCACUCGGGGCGCCCCGGAGCACGUCGAAGAAGCGUACCGGCGUCAGCAGGCGGUGGAUCUCCGCGCGUUUUUGAAUCUCAGGGCCGCUGAGCUGCGCCCCGGAGGUUUGCUGUGGCUCCUCCUGCCGGCCAAAGAUGAAAGCGGAGGUCUGAGCACCACGUUUGGGCGCAUCCUGGAGGACGCGUGGCGAGAGCUGACGCAAGAUGGAUCCCUGGACACCCACUGGCUCGACAGCUUCAACAUUCAAGCAUAUUUUCCCACUCUUUCGGACGUCCGCCAAGCCGUGACCGAGUCCGGGGCGUACGACAUCCACGCCCUCGAAUGCGUCCGGAUGAGCGGAACGAUGCCGCUGCGGACGGGCCGCGGAACGCUGGCCGGCGACGACGUGCAAGGUACCCCUCGCCUCCCCCUCCCAAGCGUGGCCCACGUGUGGGCCGUUAUUCAGCCGCAGAUUUGCGGUCACACGGGCACCGAGCGGGGCAGCCGGUUGUACGAGCGGAUGUGCGAGAUCUGGGCCCGGGAGCCCGACAAAUACAACCGGGGGACUGGCGCCGUGAUGUGCGUGGCACUGUUCAGGAAGUAA